This is a messenger RNA of Papaver somniferum (opium poppy), 1784 nucleotides long. RefSeq names its product putative F-box protein At4g38870. Bases 182 to 1561 code for a protein of 459 amino acids. Gene Ontology annotation, molecular function: protein binding. The record is from RefSeq and is a predicted model, not a curated record. NCBI's taxonomy places the organism in Eukaryota, Viridiplantae, Streptophyta, Magnoliopsida, Ranunculales, Papaveraceae. The transcript is spliced from 2 exons.
UUUCCUUUUUUGUUUUCGGAAACGAGGACGGAACCUAUAGAAACCUGUAUUGGUUUAGUUCUCGCUUGUUUAACACUUUCCUAACUUCAGUAAUUUGGUAUAGAUCUGAGAAAUAGAAAUUCGAAAGGAUAUAAAUGGAGGAAGAACUAAGAUGAGAUGAUGGUUGUGAGAGCCAAGCGAGAUGAUAGCAAAACGCGCUCGAAGUUUGGAAGAGAGUGAAGCAGCAGACGAGUGCAAGAGACAGAGGAUGGAGAUUACUAGUAUUGAACAACAAUCAGGAGAACCUAAUUUUCCUCCCGAAAUGGUGUUGGAGAUAAUCAACAGAGUUCCAGUCAAGUCAGUGAUCAGAUUUGGUAGCGCAAGUAAAUACUGGUACAACUCAAUCCAUCAAGAUCCAAAAUUUAUGUCUAAUUACUUUCUUCAAUCUCUAAAAAACCCUAAUUUUAUUGUUUGUGUACUCAAUGUUAAUCUGAAAGAUUCAAUUUUUAUGAAUCAUAUGUUGUAUAUUGAAGAUAAUCAUAACCAUAAGCAUGCUGGUGAUGGGAAAAUUGUUCAUAAAUCUUUAACAUCACGUAGCAAUGGUAAAAAACAAGUAGUGGGUUAUUGUAAUGGUUUUGUUUGUCUAUCAAAGAUGAUUAAACAUCCUAGUACUUAUGAUAUCUAUAGCUUAAGCAUGCCCGAAGUACUUUCCAUCUUCACGCCAACAGUUGCAGAUGGAUAUGUUAAGUUUCAUGGAUUUGGAUUUGAUUCAAUUACAAAGGAAUAUAAGUUGGUCAUUAUUCUAAACAGCAGUGCUUCUAUUGAUCUCUUCAAAUGCAUCAUGGUGUUUACUCUGGGUACCAGUCUUUGGAGAAAAAUUGAAAUCCCCAACCCUCCUCUUAAAUUGUUUGGUAAUGAUGUUUACAAAGCAGCCAUCUCUUGUAGCGAUGUUCUAUAUUGGGGAACUACUGUAGGUUCUCGUGAUAUGAUUUCGUUUGACCUCCACAGCGAGAAAUUUCAAGUCUUUCAAAUCCCAUCUGAAUGCAUUCCUUCUUCAACAGAGCAGCAGCAGCAACAAGCACCGAUAGUCCGACAUCUGGAGUUUAAAGGAUCGUUGUGUGUUGCACGUCUAGAAAAGACAUCAGGGACAAGUCAGAACAAUUGUAAGGUUCACUUAUAUGCAUUGAGUGAUAGAAGUAAGAGUAUGUGGACCAAGAAGACUUUACUUCUUUCUCUUUGCCCACUUCCCUGCAGCGUUGAUGGUGUUCGAGUUAUGGGCUUCAGUGAUAAGGUUUUACUUUACUGGUUCGACGGGGAACACUUUCAUUUCUACGAUCUUCACAGGGGACAGGAUUUCAAGGAUUUCAAGACCAAGUAUCACAAUGGUGGUCUUUUUGAUUUUCAGCUAUGCACCCAUGUAGAGAACCCUCUCUCCCUGAAAACAUUCGUGCCGCAACGGGCUCAUCGAUUCCAUGCUGAUGCUCUAAAAGCCAUUAUAGAGGAGAGACCUAGAAGACCUGGAGGAAUCUUGCGUCUAUCUACCCCGAAUAAAGAACCAGUAGCUUUAUGCUUUCUUUUUUGAUUAUUUUCCUUGACUCUUUCUUAAUUUGUCUAUCUUGGUUGUUGUUGUAGUCAUUUCUUUUAUUUUGCUUCACAUGAGACAAUUUCGUAUGAAAAAAGUCCUUUUAUUUUCCAUGAGUCAGUGUUUUAGUUUGGAAAGCUAUCAAUCUGUGUUCUGCUUUGACUCUAUACUUUGUAUGCUUAUUGUUUUUAUUUAUGAAGACUAAAUAUGUUUGAACCAUGAA